Chara braunii is the source of this 2352-nucleotide messenger RNA. The record is from the annotation of a GenBank genome assembly. NCBI's taxonomy places the organism in Eukaryota, Viridiplantae, Streptophyta, Charophyceae, Charales, Characeae.
GAGCGAAAGAGGGUAGGUGACCUUGGUCAGGGCCCACCACACGCGGGCUCAGCUUGAGGUACUGCAAGCCAGGAAAGCGAGGGCCGCAGCUCUCCUCCUCGAGGUCUUCUAUUUCACAGAGGAACGCGGCAAAUUCCAUCUCUUCCAGGCUUCGGGGUUUGCAUGCACGCAGGAUUGUAACGUGUAGCGUGUAAUCAGCCAUAGCCAUGGAGUCCGUACAGUGCUUCGGUCGCAAGAAAACGGCCGUCGCUGUCACCUACUGCAAGAGAGGCCGCGGGCUGAUAAAGAUCAAUGGAUGCCCCAUUGAGCUUGUUGAGCCCGAAAUCCUCAGAUACAAGGUCUUCGAGCCAAUCCUUCUCCUCGGUCGUCAGCGAUUCGCCAAUGUUGACAUGAGGAUCCGGGUCCGAGGUGGAGGGAACACUUCACAAAUUUACGCUAUCAGACAGUCGAUCGCGAAGGCACUCGUGGCGUACUACCAGAAAUUCGUAGACGAGCAGUCCAAGAAAGAGAUCAAGGACGUGCUACACCAGUAUGAUCGUACGCUCCUUGUUGCUGACCCGAGGCGUUGUGAGCCCAAGAAGUUUGGCGGUCGGGGUGCAAGGUCGCGCUUCCAGAAGUCGUAUCGUUAAGGGGUUGUACAUUUCGGCUCGGCUGUGGAUUCGCGAUAUCUUUGGCGUGUACGAUGCCGUUGGUUCUACCUGGGUGUGGAGCACUGGAGCGGGAAAGGAGGAAGAGGCAGUGGGAGGAGAGAAAUGUAGGCGUUUAUUUGAGAAUGCGACGGCCCUGCUGGUACUGGAAACUAUUUGAGGUCUAGGUUUUUACGCACAGGAGGUUGUGUAGACGCACCGAUGUAGAGGGAAACGCGGAAGUUCGAUGUUGGUUGAACAUAGAUGCACUGUGUUUUUCGCCUCAUCUGCGUUUUGGAGGUUGUGGUGGGGAUUUGCUUCGUCGUUGAGGAUUCGUAAUCUAAAUCUUUGUCGGUGCCGUGUUGAGUGAGCCAAUGGAUGCAUUUUUGUGACGAAAACGAUUUUUUUGUGUUCAAUGAAGCCGUUGGCUCUCUGGCCCACCUGUGUUUGUUUCUCAGUUGGUUUUAUUUUGACAUCAAACUCCAUGGGUGGUUGUCAUCAAAACAUAAUCAUGAAGACAUGGUGAAGAAGAAUCUUUCCUUUUUUUCGCACUCUUCUUCCCACUCUUCGACGGUUUUUGGGUGAAUGUGGUCUCAAACGUCGCCGCGAACUACGAUGUUCUCUCUAUAUGCACCUCUCCUUGUCCUAAUACCACUGAAAUGGUUUCUGUCGGCGGCUGUCGCUUUGUUAAUGUAUGAUUUGGGCGUGUGAGAUGAACGAUCCUGCGUUACGCUUGCUGUUUCUCUGUUCAAUAGAACGUGGUGUCGUUAUGGCCGUAUUUGGGGUCAUAAUGUGGCGGCCGGGAGACUGCACGAUGUAUCGGCAGGACGAUGGUAUCACAAAUUUGUGGAAGACGGUUGAGAUGUGUGCUCGGUCAUCGCUUGAUUAGGGAUAUUUUGUGUUAUGCCGAGCGUAGUUGGAUAUCUUACUUCUCACCUGAGAUCCUUUUUUUUUUCCCUUUAAUUGAUAGUUGUUUGUUAUUUUCUGAGAUCUCACUUCUCUAUCACGGUCUAACUCUAAACCCACGUGGCAUGUGAUCUGAUGUUAACUGUUUGCGUCGGAAGUGUGGCGUUUGAUGUGGGAUGCUCGGGUGUUUCUCUCACUUCAUGCUCUCUCGUUUCGUUUCCCUUAUCUGGAAUCUCCAGUUUUGUCUCAUCAUGUUAUGUCAAAUGUGAUGAGAGAGAGAGCACUCCCCCCAAGGCCCCCUACAAAAAGUAUGUGAGAGAGAGAGAGAGAGAGAUGGGGUCCAUUCACUCAUUCGCUCAGCAAAUGGCCUUGAGGCUCUUAUGUAUUUUCGAUCCUUCUUUGAUGUUCAGCUCGGGUGGAGAAACUGCUAGUGUUUGAUCGGCACUCGAUUGAUAAUCACGCGACGAUUUGAGAAUCGUUGAAUCACUCGAUGAACCCGUAUGAUAACGCGAACAAUUUCUGUCGUCCUUAGGUUGACUAACGAACUCUGGGGUCUGUAGAUGGGGACUCUUUAAUUCCUGGGUUCUUUUGCUGACCUGUGAGCUUUUCUAAAUUCUACACCUCUUUGCGCUUCGUUGGCAUCUCCUAUGACUAUGGGACUCGAUUUCUCUACCGCUUAAGUACAAUUGUUGGAGGAUCAUUUCGGUGAUGCUCCAAACAGCGUCCACCCGUCUUGAUCCUAUUAAGAGGUACUACACCUCGAUAGGGUCAUGGAUCCUAAACAUGAAACGGUGGUGCCGGAUAAAGCGCGUGUAUAAUA